CCCCAUCAUUAACUGUAAGGCAAGUUAGCAAUUCAGUGAUAGUCGGAGCAGGAAGAUGAGCCAGGCAUUGUAAUAGUUAAGAUUACCAAAGCCCCAAAGCUAGAAACUGCUCACAUUAUUUUGAAUUACUCUUCCCUUCAUGAGACACCACUUUCAAAACCCAACGAAGAAGCCGAAUUUUAACUCAAAAUGUCCUCUAACGUUUCAGGGUGCGAGCGGACUUUUUUCAGAACGUGAUACCAAAGCCUAAAAACAAAGCACGACCUCACAAAAAUCGAUGCUAUUCCAAAAACUAUACUAGCUCAGUUUCCCACUAAGCUUGGAAUCCGGAAGCGAAGGUCGGUAUUCCGCGGUCGCUGUCGCGCUGUCGCGACAGGGGCGGGGCGAGGCCGUAAAGCAACGCCGAGCCCGCCCUGCCUCCCAGGGCGCCCUUGGAAAGACUGUGGGUCAUGGCUGGCGUGGCGCGGGGCAGCGGGGCCAGCCUGGACCUGCUCCGGUCCCUGCCGCGAGUGAGCCUGGCCAACUUGAAGCCCAUCCCUGACUCCAGAAAGCGGGAAAGACGUCCAAGAGAUCGAAGAAGAGGCAGGAAAUGUGGCAGAGGUCAUAAAGGAGAAAGACAGAGAGGAACUCGGCCCCGGCUGGGCUUUGAGGGAGGGCAGACUCCAUUUUACAUCCGAAUCCCCAAAUAUGGAUUUAAUGAAGGACAUAGUUUCAGACAUCAGUAUCAGCCUUUGAGUCUCAGGAGACUGCAGUAUCUCAUUGAUUUAGGUCGAGUUGAUCCAACUCAACCUAUUGACUUAACCCAGCUUGUCAAUGGGAGAGGUGUGACCAUCCAACCACUUAAAAGGGAUUAUGGGGUCCAGCUGGUUGAAGAGGGUGCUGAUACUUUUCAAGCAAAAGUUAAUAUUGAGGUACAGUUGGCUUCAGAAUUAGCAAUUGCUGCAAUUGAAAAAAAUGGCGGUGUUGUUACUACAGCCUUCUAUGACCCAAGAAGUCUGGAAAUUCUGUGCAAGCCUGUUCCAUUCUUCCUGCGGGGACAGCCCAUCCCAAAGCGAAUGCUUCCACCGGAAGCACUGGUUCCGUAUUACACUGACGCCAGAAAUCGGGGCUACCUGGCUGACCCUGCCAAGUUUCCUGAAGCAAGACUUGAACUUGCCAUGAAGUAUGGCUACGUUCUUCCUGAUAUCACGAAAGAUGAACUCUUCAAAAUGCUUAGUGCUCGGAAGGAUCCAAGGCAGAUAUUCUUUGGUCUUGCUCCUGGUUGGGUGGUGAAUAUGGCAGAUAAGAAAAUUCUAAAACCUACAGAUGAGAAUCUCCUUAAGUAUUACAGCUCCUGAACUCUUCCAGUAAGCAGAUGUGUUGAGAACCAGACAGGAGCUGAAACAAGGCUGCUUGUAGGUCUCAGAUCCUUGGGGUUGAUACCAGUCAUCAGUGUGGUCAGAUCUGAAAUUAAAUCACAGGCAGCAAAAGCUGUACAGAAGAACUGGACAUUUUUGGGUAUAUGUCU
Messenger RNA from Onychomys torridus (southern grasshopper mouse), 1507 nucleotides. RefSeq names its product mitochondrial ribosomal protein L15 (gene Mrpl15). The transcript is spliced from 5 exons. Gene Ontology annotation, molecular function: structural constituent of ribosome. Gene Ontology annotation, cellular component: mitochondrial large ribosomal subunit. The record is from RefSeq and is a predicted model, not a curated record. NCBI's taxonomy places the organism in Eukaryota, Metazoa, Chordata, Mammalia, Rodentia, Cricetidae. Gene Ontology annotation, biological process: translation. The coding region runs from base 450 to 1337 and encodes 295 amino acids.